UCCAGCACAGUCCAUGCAGAACUGGGUUGCAACGUCAAUAAAAGCGGCAUAAUACCGCUGGAUCAUCGGGGUUGGAUGUGUUUAAAUACAGUGAUCCUCCCAGGCCUAUUGAAGGCGACUGGAAUGCUUUUUCACACCCCUACGAUGCUAACAGGAAAUUCUGAAUUAUUUUCUUGGUUUCUUUAUCUGUACAGCGGGCGUUGCAGGAAAGACAGAAGGUGACAUGCCCUUCAUCGGCGAGUGCGGGGCGCGUUAUUAGCCGGACGCGGAUAAUUCAGAGUGGUGCAUUUGAAUGUGUAUAUCUACAAUACGCGGAUUUUCGUUUAAGUGUUGUAAUAACGGCGGAUAGGACAAUAUCUAUGACAAAUCGAGCAAAACGGAUGUUAAAAUGCGAGGUGCCCUGUCGAUUUGCGCGGGUGGAUGGCCAAUCUGAUGUUAAAAAUUGCGUUUCUCCCGGCGUCUGCCGCGUUGCUAUGCUGUGAAGCUGGUCGUGAAUACCGGGCACUCGAGCCAUGCUUCCCGGGGUCGGCGUGUUUGGCACCAGCUUGACCGCGCGGGUGAUUAUCCCUCUUCUGAAGAACGAAGGAUUCGCUGUCAAGGCUCUAUGGGGACGGACUCAGGAGGAAGCAGAGGAGCUGGCCAAGGAAAUGAACGUACCGUUUUAUACCAAUAGAAUCGACGACGUUUUGCUGCAUCAGGAUGUGGAUUUGGUGUGCAUCAACCUGCCUCCACCUUUGACGCGGCAGAUUGCUGUCAAAACAUUAGGUAUUGGUAAGAAUGUGAUCUGCGACCGCACCGCCACCCCGCUGGAUGCCUUUCGCAUGAUGUCGGCCGCCCAGUACUACCCCAAGCUGCUGAGUAUCAUGGGAAACGUACUGCGCUUCCUUCCUGCCUUCGUACGCAUGAAGGAGCUAGUGGAGGAGGGCUAUGUGGGGGAGCUGCUGGUCUGCGAGGCCCAGGUCCACAGUGGCAGUCUGUUGGGUAAGAAGUACAACUGGAGCUGUGACGACCUAAUGGGCGGUGGGGGGCUGCACUCGGUGGGCAGCUACAUCAUAGACCUGCUCACCUUCCUGACGGGCCAGCGGGCGGCCAAGGUGCAUGGCUUCCUCAAGACUUUCGUCAAGCAGACAGAGCACAUCUGCGGCAUCCGCCAGAUUACCAGUGACGACUUCUGCACCUUCCAGAUGGUGCUGGAGGGGGGCGCCUGCUGCACUGUCACGCUCAACUUCAACGUGCCUGGUGACUUCCGCCAAGAGGUGAUCGUGGUGGGCACGGUGGGCCGGCUGACGGUCAGAGGCACGGACCUGUACGGCCAGAAGAACACCAUGGAGGGAGGGCCAGAGCUACUGCUGAAGGACACCACCCCUCUGGAGAAGGCCUCCCUACCGGAGAAGGCUUUUAGUGACAUCCCCUCGCCCUACCUGACAGGAACCAUCCGUAUGGUGCAGGCGGUGCGGCAGGCCUUUGAGGACCAGGACGACAGGCGCACGUGGGACGGAAGGCCGCUGACUAUGGCGGCCACAUUCGAGGACUGCCUGUACGCACUUUGCGUAGUGGACACUAUCAAGAAGUCCAACCAGUGCGGCGAGUGGCAGAACAUUGAGGUCAUGAAAGAGGAGCCCGAGGUAAGCCCGGCGUACCUGAUCAGCGAGGCCAUGCGGCGCAGCAGGAUGUCUCUCUACUGCUAGCACUGGCACCAAAAUGGCUGCCUGGUGCUAGAGACUGGGGUGAGAGAGUUGUCACUGUGCCCUCAUUGGUUCGCUUCCCCUAAAAAAGAUGUGAACAGUGAUGAACUCUCUCCGAUCUAAUUUUCCUCUCUUCUGCAUGAUCUAUUCUGGAUUACUAUGCCUCACAUCGUGGCUCUGAGAAAGGGGAGGAAUAGAGAGCAUCUCCAAAAAGAAAAAGGCGAUGCUAUGGAUGCGACACUCGGGACAACCGAGUGGUUUUACUGCACCUCUAGAGAGGUGAAUGUUUAAACCCCAGGGGGCUUCGCUUCCUGUCUCUGUGUAUGUGUGGGAAACCAGAGAAGGAAAACGCAGAAAAAUCGAUUGUUUGUCUGGUAGGGCUUUUAGUAAGGUCCCCUCCGGUUAAGUAUGCAAUAAAUCUGCAGGCUAGUGGAAUUGUGUCAUCCUAAGCAAAAAAAGUGUGAUGGGUCCGCACUCAUCCGCACUCAGAAUUAUGUCAUCCUGCCUGAAUCAAGGGAAUACCUUUUUUGCCUGCUUCUCGUUUUUGUAGUAACGUCCAUAUGCAAUAGACCGACACAUAAUCUGUGGAUGGUGGUGCAAUCCCAUGCUAUGCUGUGAGUAAAGCCUAGGCACAUGUUUUCUAUCCCCAUGUUUUCAAUCUCAAGGUCAUGCCUGUUGCUAAGCUAAUAGCCUUAGCUUAGCCAGCUAGGUUAGCGGUGCAUGCGCUAAAGCUUCUUACACAUUUACAUUUACAUUUUAGUCAUUUAGCAGACGCUCUUAUCCAGAGCGACUUACAUGAGCAAUUAGGGUUAAGUGCCUUGCUCAAGGGCACAUCGACAGAUUUUUCAUCUACACAGCAGCAACGAUGUAGAGUAAAACAAUCAGUAAUAGCAUCCCUCUGGGUUAGUGCAUGGAUGGGACACUAGCACACAUGAAACCUUCAGAUUAGGAUUUAAGAAUUCCCAUAGGAACUCUCUGAUUGUAAAGGCUAGUGUUUUGUGACUCUUUAUAGUUUGUGUGAAUAUGUAGCUUAGUGCUACUAACAGAAGGGCAAGUAGAACAUGGUCUAAUUAGUAUUAUUUCUUUGUUGAGAAGACCACUGAUUUUCACCUCGUCAUUUACUCAUCACUAUCCACACAGGUUACAUGAGAGAAUAGUUGCAUAAAUUACCAUGCAAAACAUUGAUUUUUGUAUUUUAUUCAAGCUUGAUCUUUGUUUCCCCAAUGUUGAUUGUGUUCUCAAAUGAUGCUACUGUACAUCACCAUCUGCAUACACCUACUUUUCCAUAGUCUUGUAUAAUACAAAAAAGUUCAAAUGGUUUCAAAUGUGUCAUGAUAUAAAUGUACUGUAUGUAUUUUUUUGUUUUUAAUCUAUCUGCGAAAAGACAGGAACACACUGUUCAGUGUAAAAGUAUUAAUUUUUCAUUUUGGACUGAUUCAUACUGUAUCGGGAGAAGAGUCUAGUUCGUGGGUGACAGUUGAGGUAAGAGAGGUCUUUAAGCAUUCAGUUCCUCUGUGUGUUGGUCCAUACUGUGGGAUGUCUGAAGACAAUGACUACUUUUGUUGGAGUAUAGAGACAUUUUUGAAUCAUGUGGUCCUAAUUUGUAUUAAAUGUUGAUAGGUGCAGCCAUUUUAAGAAUUC
Molecule: messenger RNA, 3326 nt
Organism: Coregonus clupeaformis (lake whitefish)
Lineage: Eukaryota; Metazoa; Chordata; Actinopteri; Salmoniformes; Salmonidae
Gene: gfod1
Product: glucose-fructose oxidoreductase domain containing 1
Exons: 2
Coding region: 513-1688 (391 amino acids)
Molecular function (GO): nucleotide binding
Source: RefSeq, a predicted model, not a curated record